Molecule: messenger RNA, 2898 nt
Organism: Oncorhynchus mykiss (rainbow trout)
Lineage: Eukaryota; Metazoa; Chordata; Actinopteri; Salmoniformes; Salmonidae
Gene: irx2a
Product: iroquois homeobox 2a
Biological process (GO): neuron differentiation; cell development; regulation of transcription by RNA polymerase II
Cellular component (GO): nucleus
Molecular function (GO): DNA-binding transcription factor activity, RNA polymerase II-specific; RNA polymerase II cis-regulatory region sequence-specific DNA binding
Source: RefSeq, a predicted model, not a curated record
CUCGGUGCUAUAGCUGAACCCCAUCUUUCUAAUACUCCACUUGACGCAAUUAUCAACUGCAAGUUGACAAGGAAGAAAAACCUGGAGAAUAGUAAAUAUUACUGUCAUAAAAAAUUAUGUUCAGUCACUGAAUAUUUUUUUAUUUCAAUUGACAAGAAGUUUGCGCAAUAAAUACUGCCUGGAUGUUUGAGCAUGGGAACGUUAUUGUCAUUAAAACAAGUGAAUUUCCACAAUUUGCGCAGCUGCAGCAGACUAAAGAACAUUGUGCCAGUGAAUGUCUUCCCCCUCCACUGUCCUCUCCGUGUUGUUCCAGCCAGGGCUCCAUUUCAGAGGGCGGAGAUGGAAUAUUCAGAUCAGCUGAGUGACAGCUCGUGUUUUCCACCGUUCUCAGAACUCCACUGGCUCCUUCGUCCAACUCCUCACUUCAGAGUUGAGGCUACUAAAAACAUCGGACGCUAGGGGAUCGAGACGUCGCCUGCCUCUAUGUGCAGGGCACUUUACUGAUCUUUUGGGGGUCGCUUUUUAAUUAUUUUUAUUUGAAUUGUCUGAAGAUCUGUUUAGUGAGCUCAUUAUUCUACAGAAGUCCAUUUUCCGUGCUUUCCUCUUUGGAAUCAGCAGCAACAGACUCUCAGUGAGGCAUGUCUUACCCCCAGGGUUACCUCUACCAGCCGCCGGGCUCCCUGGCUCUCUACUCCUGCCCGGCUUACGGGGCUUCAGCCCUGGCUGCCCCGAGGAGCGACGAGCUGGCCAGGUCGUCCAGUGGAUCAGCCUUUAGUCCUUACCCCGGAUCAGCUGCUGCCUUCACGGCUUCAGCCAGCGGCUUCUCCAGCCCAAUGCCAUACUCCACAGACCCUGCCACGGGAUUUCCUUCCUACAUGAGCUCUCCUUACGACGCGCAGGGCAUGGCCGGGGCGCUGAGCUACCACCCCUACGGUAGCCCGGGAUACCCCUACCAGCUCAACGACCCGGCCUACCGCAAGAACGCGACCCGAGACGCCACCGCCACGCUGAAGGCCUGGCUACAGGAGCACAGGAAGAACCCCUACCCCACCAAGGGAGAGAAGAUCAUGUUGGCCAUCAUUACUAAGAUGACCCUGACGCAGGUGUCCACCUGGUUCGCCAACGCCAGGAGGAGGUUGAAGAAAGAGAACAAGAUGACGUGGGCUCCCCGGAAUAAGAGUGAGGAUGAGGACGAUGGAGACGGAGAGAGGAAUGAUGACCGCUUGGAGAAAAAUCUUGACAACAGCGAGACGUCCGCGGAGGAUGAAGGUAUCAGUUUGCAGGUUGAUACCCUUACAGACCAUUCUUGUUCAGCGGAGUCUGAUGGGGAUAAGGUGAGCUGUCGAAUCGGGGACCAGGUCUGUGAGUCUGGGUCAGAUACUAAGGACAAAUGUGAGGAUGAUUAUGAUGAUCACGAACUGGAGAAUGAUGAACGACACCGAAGCCUGUCACCUAAACCUGUGACAUCAUCACCACUAACAGGGCUUGAGGCCUCGGUCUUAAACAAUCACCACCGGGAAAACAACAACAAAUCAUGUCUUGACAGCCGAAUCUCAGGUCGUCACAAUCAAGCCGUCAAACCCAAACUGUGGUCGUUAGCGGAGAUCGCUACUUCAGACCCGAAGCAGCAGCAGCAUCACCCGGGGCAGACUUGUCCAUCCCUCGGUCUUCUAACCUCCACCUCCUCCACCCCUUCCCCGGCCGUCCCUGGCGCUGUGUACUCCGCCUCUUCCAUCCUAGGACGACCCAUCUACUACACGUCUCCGUUUUACAGUAAUUACACAAACUAUGGCAACUUCAGCCCGCUGCAGGGUCAAGGGAUUCUGCAAUAUAACUCUGCUAACGACGGACUCACACAGACUGCUGCUGAGGUCAGCACCAUGCAUAAACACACCACUGACUCUCUGCUUAAAACGAACGCUAACCACAUUGAACAGUUCAGACCCUCACAUUUAUACUCUAAGAAAGGUACGUAACAUGCAAUUAUAGUUUCAAAAGAAGGACUUGUAUUUUAUGCAUUUGAAUUCACUUCAUUGGCCUUUGACUGAAUAUGUGAUGUUUUGAAACAUAUACCUAGUUGUCCCUAAGCAGAAGGCUUAUGAAGGCCUCCGUGUAAUCAGUGCUAGUGUAGGCCUGAGUUGGCGGUAGCUGUAAUGUCGGCCUGUGUGUCAGACUGUCUCUCAGGGCAAUAAGCAGAGAUAUGUUGUUGUCAUAAACAGAGGUUCUAUUAACAGAACGUCUUGAGACCUGCUCACACAGUAGGAACGCAGCAUUACUUAAAAAUAUCACUUUAGUUGGAUUGGUUAUUAUGGACUACAAAUGAUGGGGUUUUAUAAUUGGUUACACAAUAAUUAGAUACCAUCAUGUUUUAUUUUAACAACAGUUGUGCAAUUUUUUAUUAUAGUAUCAGUGACUGGUGGGCCACUUUCUUGUUAUUUAAGACCUUUACCUCUGCAACUCCAGCUCUUACUUAAUACAACCUGGGAAGGACUUUAGGACAAACUCUGUGGGCUAAAGGUGAGGUUCUAAAGGUCAUGUUGUGGUUCUGAUUCAGGUCUAUAGGUAGGUGUCACAAUUGCUUUGACUAAAGCCCCGAGCCAUCACCCUGCACCCUGGUCUUAACACUAACCUAACUAACCUUUCUCUAAAGGGGAGAGCUGCAUCUUGCUCCUCAGACAAGACGCCUGGCCUGCAGCACUACAGCUGUUCUCCUCAGAGACAGGCCCGAAGGAUUAAUUAAACCUGAUUCGGGGUUGGGGGAUGAAUUAACCCUGACUUAUUCUAUCAUUUCACUUUCGUUUUCAUGAGAUGUGCGUUGACUGGCUCAGUAAAUGUCCCGCUUUAUGUGAUGAUUUUGGAAGACGUUAUUUCUCAGGAUGCAUCUGCUUCAUUGCCACG